AGGCCCUCCACUGUGUCAGCAGUCUUGCACAGGGAGGUGAACUUGACGAGGCAGCAGAUUUGAUUCGCAACGAAUGCAGUGAGGCGUCACCCUCUGCUCUUGCGGCCGUGCGCCAGACUGUGAUUGAGGGUUACAUUCAGCAGGACCAAUUGGAGUCAGCUUGCGCUUUUGCUCUUGAGGCUCUUCGCUUACCCAAUGGCUGGGAGCAGCUGACCAUGACCUCGGCAGAGCAACUGCUGCGAGCUCUGUUGCAUGGGCAGCUUCACGGUCGUGCGGUUGAGCUUUUGCAAGGAUUGUGCCAGCCAGGAGCUUCGGCUCCCAGCGAUCAGGUUUUCAAUUCCAUGCUGGACUCAACGGUGCGCACCAGAUCCUAUGGGGAGGCGUGGGACGUCCUGGAGCUCUUGUUGAAGUGUGGGCGCAAGGCUGACAAGUACUUUGUUUCCAUUUUGACCAAGAGCUUAGAAGCAUCCAAUGACAAGCGCUGGGUUCGACGCGGUAUCAGCCUUGUGGAUAAGUUCAUUGAGCAGCAACGCGAAGAUGUGGAUGAGAUUGUGUUUAAUAGUUUGCUGAAUGUUCUGGGUCAGACUGGCGACAUGCAAAAGCUGCAGCAGACUUUGAACAAGAUGAACGAUUAUGGCGUGGCUCCAUCUGCUGUGACCUUUGGCACGGUGGUGAAAGCUUAUGGUCGGGCACGUGACACGGAGUCUGUGAUCAAGGUCUGGAACCAGAUGCGCAGCCGUUGCCUGGGCAUCAACCCAGUGACCUGCGGUUGUGUCCUGGAUGCUUGUGUGAAGUGCAACUCCCUUGACAAGGCAAUGGCAAUCUUUCAGGAGAUGCGUAUGCAAGGGAUGCACAAGAACACAGUCCUCUAUGCCACAUUGAUCAAAGGCUUGGCCAAGGUCAGGGACUUGCAGGGAGCCAUGAACCUUUACCAUGAGAUGAGGAUGGAAGGUGUGCCGUGCAAUUUGGUGACCUUCAACUCACUGAUGGAUGUUUGUGUUCGUUGUGGAGAUCUGCAAACAGCUGCCUACUUUCUCCAAGACAUGAUGGGGAUGGGUAUCGAUCCAGACCUCAUCACCUUCAGCACGCUGAUCAAAGGUUACAGCCACAUCGGAGAAGUUCACAAAGCUUUGGCUCUUUCCAAAGAGUUGAAGGCUCGUGGCCUGAAAUGUGACGAGAUCAUGUACAACAGCCUCAUCGACGGCUGUGCGAAGGCUCGAAAGGUUAGCGAGGGACUUGCCGUCUUCGAGGAAAUGUUACAAUCGCGCGUGCAGCCAUCGAACAUCACCUUCUCCAUCUUGGUGAAGCUUCACUUUGAGGUUGGACAAAUCGCCGAAGCCUUUCGCUUGGUGCCGACCUUCGUGUGCUACCGAUAG
Cladocopium goreaui is the source of this 1376-nucleotide messenger RNA. The record is from the annotation of a GenBank genome assembly. Lineage: Eukaryota; Dinophyceae; Suessiales; Symbiodiniaceae.